GGGGUUUGCAGGACUCUCCAUGGAGAAAGGUGGACUGGACAGAAGAGAACAGAAACGAUCUGAUGCAGUUUAUCACCUCCUACAAGCCCAGCUGUGAGUCUGUCCCCGAGGCCCGGGUUCUGCUGCUGGGGCCAGUCGGAGCAGGCAAGUCCAGUUUCAUCAGCUCCGUCCACUCCGUCUUCUCCGGGAGGGCCACUAACAGAGCCAUGGUCGGCUCGUCCUCCACAAGCUUCACGCAAAAGCUCCGAUCCUACACCAUUCGAGGGCGAGGAGAGAGUGCUGAUCAGCCCACCUCUCUGGUGUUCUGUGAUGCCAUGGGUCUGGGGGAGGGUGAGAUGAGUGGACUGACCCUCCAUGACACCCUGGCCAUAAUCAAGGGACACGCACCUGAUGGGCACAAGUUUAGCGCAGAGCAUCCGGUGUGGCCUGAGACAGUGGGCUAUGUGAAGAAGCCGUCUCAGAAAGAGAGGGUGCACUGUGUGGCCUUUGUGGUGGACGCCUCAAAAAUAGACUCCUACAGCAAGGGCAUGGGCAACACCUUCCGGCAGCUCCGAGAACACAUCAGUGACCUAGGUGUGCACCAGGUGGCACUUCUGACUCACGUGGACAAGGUGUGCCAGGAGGCGGCUCGUGACAUCACCAAGGUGUACAGAAGCCGGCUGCUGCAGCAUACGAUGGAAAAGGCCGGGGCUCUGCUGGGCAUGUGCACCUCCUACAUUGUGCCAGUGAAGAACUACUCCUGUGAGCUGGAUGUGGACGAGCACACAAACACGCUGCUGCUCAGCGCUGUCAGCCACAUCCUGCAGUAUGUGGACCUGUACUUCCAGGAUGUUGCAGAGAACAAAAGUCUGGCCGGCACUGGGCAGAUAGAGAUUAUUAAAUCCAUCAUGAGUGUCCUUUCAUCAAACCUUUCCAGCAAACAGGAGAAGCAAUUGUGUGCCCUGUUCGAGCAUAGCAGACUUCACCUGAUCUACAAGGCCAGUGUUCAUGGCUAUUCGGCAGCUAACUUUCACCAGAAAUGUGACCAUCAGGGUCCCACCAUCACUGUAGCCUACAACAAGGCAGGGUUUGUCUUUGGAGGGUACACAAGCAAAAACUAUGCCCAAACAGGACAGAAUGUCUAUGAUGACAAAGCCUUCUUAUUCAGCAUUCGUGACCGAAACAUCAUCCUUGUUCAAGCCACCGAUCCACAGUAUGCAUUCACAGAUGCAAACAACACAGGCCCGAAUUUUGCAGGGAAUCUGAUAUUUCUGUAUCAGAGCAGAGCUGCUGUGUACAGUAACCCAGGGAAUUACUACAACUUCAAUGCUGCGGAGAUGCAUGGCAAUGACUUACAGCUGACUGAAUGUGAGGUAUACAGAGUGGAGGAACAUGAUCUUCUGGACAAGCCAUGGAGGAAUAUUGAAUGGGACAGCGCCAUGAGGAAGGAGCUGGUGGACUCCAUCAAGAACUACAAGCCCAGCAUCAGCUCGGUGGACCAGGCCCGGGUGGUCCUCAUUGGUCCCAUUGGGGCUGGAAAGUCCAGUUUCUUCAACUCCAUCAACUCCAUCUUCCAGGGACAUGUCACCUGCCGGGCUAUGUGUGGCAGUGCUGGAACCAGCUUGACCACCCAGUUUCGUACCUACUCCAUUAAAGCAGGGAAAGAUGGCAAACCUCUGCCAAUAAUUCUCUGUGACACCAUGGGAUUGGAAGAGAACACAGGAGCAGGGCUUGAUGUGGAUGACAUCACCAGUAUUCUGAAAGGUCAUGUGCCAGACAGGUACCAGUUCAAUCCUUCAGGGCCGUUGCAGUCCAAGGACGAUCAAUUCCACAAGUCUGUGGAUUUGCAGGACAAGAUCCACUGUGUAGCGUAUGUGAUGGACUGCUGCAAAGUCACGCUCAUAUCUUCCAAGCUGGAGGAGAAACUUGCGGCUAUUCGCAAGAAGGUCAACCGGAUGGCCAUCCCCCAGCUGGUGCUUCUGACCAAAGUGGAUGAGGCUUGUUCUUGUGUGGCAGACAACAUAGAGAAUGUGUACCACUGUCAAUAUAUCGAAAGGAAGAUCCAAGAGGUGAGCGUUCGCCUGGGCAUCCCCGUGUCCUGCGUGGUCCCUGUGAAGAGCUACAGCCGCGAGCUGGAGCUGGAGCCGAGCUGCGACGUCCUGCUGCUGAGCGCUGUGCAGCAGAUGCUCCGCUUCGCAGACAACUACUUCGACGACAUCUGCGAGUAGGCAGAGCCGCCCGCACAAGCCCGCAGACCGCGGUGCUCUCCUCUCGUCGCUCCCUCUCUCCUUACCGAUAGCUUUUCCGUCAGUAACUGUGUAAUCGCCUAACGCUCACAUGCUUUUUUUUGUGUUUUCUUUUGCAUGAUUUCAAAAUGAUGCAUUUCAUAGACGCAAUACUGUACUUGUAGGUGAGGGCAUGCCAUUUCUUCUUAUUAUCAUGAAUAUUACAUUAGAUUUUAAUUUUUGGGGGAGGCAUUUUAACUCCAGUAGGAGUUGGUAAAACGUUUUUUGGACUGAUACAUUAGCAUCCAUUCAUAACAGCUGAAGAGUACGCCACAAAAAAAUGAGACAAAAAAAUACUUAAAUUGUCAUUUGUCACAGAUUCAGCUAUAACCAUAAAUAUCUAAACAUCAAAACCUUAUCA
Megalops cyprinoides (Indo-Pacific tarpon) is the source of this 2625-nucleotide messenger RNA. Its product is annotated as interferon-induced protein 44-like. Lineage: Eukaryota; Metazoa; Chordata; Actinopteri; Elopiformes; Megalopidae. Bases 63 to 2207 code for a protein of 714 amino acids. The record is from RefSeq and is a predicted model, not a curated record. The transcript has 14 exons.